This is a messenger RNA of Syzygium oleosum, 1861 nucleotides long. RefSeq names its product protein DETOXIFICATION 12-like. Lineage: Eukaryota; Viridiplantae; Streptophyta; Magnoliopsida; Myrtales; Myrtaceae. Gene Ontology annotation, biological process: xenobiotic detoxification by transmembrane export across the plasma membrane. Gene Ontology annotation, cellular component: membrane. The transcript has 7 exons. The record is from RefSeq and is a predicted model, not a curated record. Bases 62 to 1537 code for a protein of 491 amino acids. Gene Ontology annotation, molecular function: antiporter activity; xenobiotic transmembrane transporter activity.
AGCGGAAGGCAGGCGGCGGAGAGAUCCCGAUUCCCGUUUACUAGUCCUUCUCGGCUCUUCCAUGGAUGAAGAGACGAAGCAGAUGAUGGAGGAGAGGCUGCUGGUGAAGAGGGAGGAGGCGGCAGAAGAAAGCAAGAGCGAUGGCAUCACGUGGGGAGGAGUGGGGGAGGAGGUGAAGAGGGUGGCGCGCAUAGCGGCGCCGAUGGUGGUGGUGACGUCGUCGCAGUACCUCCUCCAGAUUAUCUCCGUCAUGAUGGUCGGCCACCUCGGCGAGCUCUCCCUCUCCAGCACCGCCAUGGCCGUCUCCCUCGCCUCCGUCUCUGGCUUCAGCCUCCUCCUUGGCAUGGCCAGUGCACUGGAAACUCUGUGCGGACAAGCCUACGGAGCUCAACAAUACCAAAAGCUCGGAACACAUACAUACACCGCGAUCUUCUCUCUGACCUUAGUGUGCGUCCCUCUCUCUUUCCUCUGGUUCUACAUGGGAAAACUCCUUGUGUUGAUGGGCCAAGACCCGCUGAUCUCACGUGAGGCGGGUAGGUUCAUAGUGUGGCUCGUCCCUGCGAUCUUUGCGUACGCGGCGCUCCAGCCACUGGUCCGUUACUUCCAGACCCAGAGCCUCACCACUCCAAUGCUCAUAGGCUCCUGUGCCACGCUCUGCUUACAUGUGCCUCUCUGUUGGGUCCUCGUGUUCAAGUCCGGGCUACAUAACCUUGGAGCCGCAUUGGCAUUGGGAAUUUCUUAUUGGUUGAAUGUGAUCUUUCUCGGGCUGUACAUGACGUUCUCUAGCGCGUGCCGGAAGACGCGUGUGCCGGUGUCAAUGGAGAUAUUCCGAGGCAUUCGGGAGUUCUUCCAAUUCGCUGUUCCAUCAGCUGUCAUGCUUUGCCUUGAAUGGUGGUCAUUUGAACUGCUCAUCCUGCUUUCUGGGCUUCUACCGAAUCCACAGCUUGAAACUUCAGUUCUCUCUGUGUGUCUCUCAACGAUAUCAACACUUUACACAAUACCAUUUGGAGUUGGAGUUGCUGGAAGCACGAGAGUGUCCAACGAAUUGGGAGCAGGAAAUGCGCAGGCAGCUCGUGUAGCUGUCUAUGCAGUGAUGCUUAUAGCAGUCACCGAGACAAGUAUCGUGAGCGCGGUCUUAUUUGCUACCCAGAAAGUCUUCGGUUACACCUUCAGCAACGAAAAGGAAGUCGUGGACUACGUUACGAAGAUGGCUCCUCUUGUUUGCCUCUCUGUCAUCUUAGACACCUUCCAAGGUGUCCUUUCAGGUAUUGCGAGAGGAUGUGGGUGGCAACACAUUGGAGCUUAUGUGAACCUGGGGGCAUUCUAUCUGUGUGGAAUUCCAGUUGCUGCAACUUUGGCCUUUUGGGUGGGAUUGAGAGGAGUGGGACUUUGGAUAGGGAUUCAAGUGGGUGCUAUUGUACAGAUAUCGUUGCUCUCAAUCGUGACCUAUUGCUCAAAUUGGGAAAAGCUGGCAAGCAAAGCGAGGGAGAGAUUAUUUGACGGAAGCUUUUCAGCCGAUAAUGGAUCGAUCAUUUGAGCUCAAGCAGAGCUCCAACUGAGAAAAUGAUCAUUGCAAUUCACAAGCUCUCCAGUUGUUUAGUUCUUGAUUUCAGUGAUGUCACAUUCAUAGAUUGCAUUAGAUCACACAUGGCAUCUGCAGCCGUAUGCAAUUCACACUAAAAUUCACUGAACAAGGUCACCAUUUCCGCACAAAUAUCCAGCCCCUGAACAUCAGCCAGCAUUCAAUAAUCUCAAGCAUAAGUCAUAUAUGAACAUGAACAUCAGUCAUUCAAACAAGAGUUUGGGGGUAAUUUCAUUGCCUUGCCCUAAAUGAAAAUGCUUAUCAUAUCAAGUUAUUAAA